This is a messenger RNA of Ailuropoda melanoleuca (giant panda), 3891 nucleotides long. RefSeq names its product transglutaminase 2 (gene TGM2). Gene Ontology annotation, cellular component: mitochondrion. NCBI's taxonomy places the organism in Eukaryota, Metazoa, Chordata, Mammalia, Carnivora, Ursidae. The record is from RefSeq and is a predicted model, not a curated record. The transcript is spliced from 13 exons. Gene Ontology annotation, molecular function: protein-glutamine gamma-glutamyltransferase activity. Gene Ontology annotation, biological process: peptide cross-linking. Bases 149 to 2212 code for a protein of 687 amino acids.
ACGCCCCGCCCCCUGCCCGCCCAAAGCGGGCUAUAAGUUCACCACGGCUCUCUCUGAGGCGGCAGUGCAUGCCUUCAGUGGCCUUCAGUGGUCUUGCUUGGAGGGUCCAGCCACCAGUCAGAGGAAGAACCACCACCACCACCUGACCAUGGCCGAGGAUCUGGUUCUGGAGAAAUGUGACCUGGAGCUGGAGGUCAAUGGCCGUGACCACCACACAGCUGACCUGUGCCGGGACAGGCUGGUGGUGCGGCGGGGCCAGCCCUUCUGGCUGACCCUGCACUUCGAGGGCCGAAGCUACGAGGCCAGCGUGGACAGCCUCACCUUCAGUGCAGUGACCGGCCCAGCCCCCAGCGAGGAGGCCGGGACCAAGGCCCGCUUCCCGCUGGCCAGUGCUGUGGAGGAGGGCGCCUGGACGGCCGUGGCGAUGGACCAGCAGGACGGCGUCCUCUCGCUGCAGCUCGGCACCCCGGCGAACGCCCCCAUCGGCCUGUACCGCCUCAGCCUGGAGGCCUCCACGGGCUACCAGGGCUCCAGCUUUGUGCUGGGCCACUUCACUCUGCUCUUCAACACCUGGUGCCCAGCGGAUGCCGUGUACCUGGACUCGGAGGAGGAGCGGCAGGAGUACGUGCUCACCCAGCAGGGCUUCAUCUACCAGGGCUCGGUCAAGUGGAUCAAAAGCAUACCUUGGAACUUUGGGCAGUUUGAAGACGGGAUCCUGGAUAUUUGCUUGACGCUCCUGGACAUGAACCCCAAGUUCCUGAAGGACGCCUGCCGUGACUGCUCCCGCCGCAGCAGUCCUGUCUACAUGGCCCGGGUCGUGAGCGCCAUGGUCAACUGCAACGAUGACCAGGGUGUGCUGCUGGGACGCUGGGACAACAAUUACAAGGAUGGCGUCAGCCCCAUGUUCUGGAUCGGCAGUGUGGACAUCCUGAGGCGCUGGAAGACCUCGGGCUGUCAGCGUGUCAAGUACGGCCAGUGCUGGGUCUUCGCUGCUGUGGCCUGCACAGUGCUGCGGUGCCUUGGCAUCCCCACCCGAGUGGUGACCAACUUUAACUCGGCCCAUGACCAGAACAGCAACCUGCUCAUCGAGUAUGUCUAUGACAAGUUUGGGGAGAUCCAGAGAGACAAAAGCGAGAUGAUCUGGAACUACCACUGUUGGGCAGAGUCAUGGAUGAGCAGGCCGGACCUGCAGCAGGGCUACGACGGGUGGCAGGCCCUGGACCCCACGCCCCAGGAGAAGAGUGAAGGGACGUACUGCUGUGGCCCGGUUCCGGUUCGCGCCAUCAAGGAGGGAGACCUGAGCACCAAGUACGAUGCACCUUUUGUCUUUGCUGAGGUCAAUGCCGACGUGGUGAACUGGAUCGUGCAGGAGGAUGGGUCCAUGUGCAAGUCCACCAACAACUCCCAGACCGUGGGGAUGAAGAUCAGCACAAAAAGCGUGGGCCGUGAUGAGCGGGAGGACAUCACCCACACCUACAAGUACCCGGAGGGGUCUCCGGAGGAGAGAGAAGCCUUCAAAAGGGCCAACCACCUGAACAAGCUGACUGAUAAAGUGGAGACGGGGGUGGCCAUGCGGAUCCGCGUGGCCCAGAGCAUGAGCAUGGGUAGUGACUUUGACGUCUUUGCCUACAUCACCAACAAUACGGCCGAGAGCCUCACCUGCCGCCUCCUGCUGCUCGCCCGCACCGUCAGCUACAACGGGGUCCUGGGGCCCGAGUGUGGCACCAAGGACCUGCUCAAUCUUUCCCUGGAGCCCUUCUCCGAGAAGAGCAUUCCCCUUCGAAUCCUCUAUGAGAAGUACUGUGAGUGUCUGACCGAGUCGAACCUUAUCAAGGUGCGGGGCCUCCUCAUGGAGCCGGCCGCCAACAACUACCUGCUGGCCGAGAGGGACAUCUAUCUGGAGAACCCAGAAAUCAAGAUCCGGAUCCUGGGAGAGCCCAAGCAGAACCGCAAGCUGGUGGCUGAGGCGUCCCUGCGGAACCCCCUCACCAUGCCCCUGUUAGGCUGCACCUUCACCAUGGAGGGGGCCGGCCUGACUGAGGAGCAGAAGAUCAUGGACGUCCCGGACCCCGUGGAGGCGGGGGAGGAGGUCAAGGUGAGAGUGGACCUGCGGCCAUGCCACGUGGGCCGCCAUAAGCUGGUGGUGAAUUUUGAGAGCGACAAGCUGAAGGCCGUGAAAGGCUUCAGGAACAUCAUCAUUGGUCCUGCCUGAGGGCCAUGUGCCCAGCCCCGCCUCAGCCAGCUAAGAGCCCCUAACUUGAUCCCAAUUUUGUUCCAAGCUAAUGUGCAAAUUUGCCCCUUCUUGGCACCCAGACCUCAGAGCCUGUGGGGGCUCUCUAGAAUGGAAUGUACUCCUGGCUUAUCUUGUAACCCUGAGCUUGGAUCCCUAUCUCCCUUUAACUGUGAAGAAUGUUCUGUGCUUCCCCACUGGGAGCACUGCCCUUGGCUGACUGGGUCGGGGGUGGGGGAGGAGGGACCCAUGCCUCCCUUUACAACCCAGAUGCUAUUGGAAACCACUGACCACCCACCAUAUUGUUUGAUUUACUCCAGAGCCCUUUGGAACCAGCAAACGGAGAUAGUUUGCCCAUUGACCAGAUCCCAGACAAUACACAGGCCCCAGGAGCCCUUGGGAGGACCAGAGCAGGUGCAGGUGGAGUCCCAGGAAAGGCCAGACCCGGGGUCCCCUCACAUCCCAGCAGCCCUGACCCAACCAUCCCCCCCACCACCACUGCGAGGCAUCUACGAUGUGGCCGGGCCCUUCCUGCUUGCCAGUGCUCGCACAGCUACGGACCCAUCUGAGUCACCGUGGGAAAUUGCAGAGUAGGAGCUGCUUUCUCGAGGCAGACACUGGGGCCCGGAGGAGGGAGAGGGAGCUCACUCUGCACCGGCAGGAUAUUUGCAAGGCUGGGUAGCAGGAAGGCACCGGAACACAACCCAGGACUUCUGACUCUGAGUCCAGCUCCCCGUUCCUGACACCAGCCCUGACCUGAGAAUAUUAAAGAGGCCAUUUGGGACCCGAGCAGAAAGGAUGCAGUUGGGGUGAGGUAGGGAGGAGAGGGGAGGGGUCAGAGCCCUGGGUUUGAGCUCCAAGUCCAGUCAGCCGCUGCCUUCCCGUCUCUGGGCCUAAGGUUCCUCACUGGGCAGUGGAGUGUUGACCCAAUGAGCAAGGCCCUCUCAGCUCUGCUCUUCCAAUGCCUAGAAGACCCAGCCUUGCAAAUGACAGCAAAUCCUACUCCCUGGCUCCAGAGAGCCUGAGGCCACGGGCCCACAUGCUUCUGAGUGUGAAACCCUGACCGUGACCACCUUCCUGCCCCCAGCCCUGUCUGGUUCCCCUGUCUGUGCCCAGGAACCUUCCUUCAGACCACAGUUUUGGGGAAGAGAGCUCCAGAGGCCCCUGCCCUACCCAUGAACCUGUCCACUGCAAUGCCUAGACUUCAUGAGAGACUUAGCUGCCUGCGUUGGUCAGUAACCAACAAGGUUAGCACCUCAGCCGCCCCCUUUGCACAGGGCUAGGGCCCAGGAACACAGCCCUUGCCCUGACUAAGCUCCGAGAGCCCAUGGGCUGUCAUCUCUGACUCUGUCCCACUCUCUCCACGUGUCUGGGCUGGAAGAGGGAUGAGGGAGAAUGCUCUAUCCGGGGUGGGAUCACAGCCUCCAGGGCCCCCAAAAUCUCAGAGGAGGACUUGGAGAAAGUCAUGCUGAUGUACGUAGAACUUUGCUAUUUGCACAGGGAAGGAUUACGAAAUAAGCCGACACAUAUAUGUUCUUACGAAGACUGCAGUAAUUCUCUAUGGUUCUGUAAGCAUUUCUGGAUUCCAAGCAGGCAGUAGACGCGCUUUUGAGCCACAAAGAGUAAGCACUGAAAUAAAAGCACUUGCUUUGCACAAACAA